Ailuropoda melanoleuca (giant panda) is the source of this 1899-nucleotide messenger RNA. RefSeq names its product phosphopantothenoylcysteine decarboxylase (gene PPCDC). Gene Ontology annotation, biological process: coenzyme A biosynthetic process. Gene Ontology annotation, molecular function: FMN binding; phosphopantothenoylcysteine decarboxylase activity. NCBI's taxonomy places the organism in Eukaryota, Metazoa, Chordata, Mammalia, Carnivora, Ursidae. The coding region runs from base 341 to 1027 and encodes 228 amino acids. The record is from RefSeq and is a predicted model, not a curated record. The transcript has 6 exons. Gene Ontology annotation, cellular component: phosphopantothenoylcysteine decarboxylase complex.
CGCGACACGCAGGCAACCGGGCGCCCUCGUGAGACUACGUGCUAAGCGGAAACGGUGGGAGGGGCGGCUGAAAUAUCGCGAUAUUUGGGGCUGCCCAAGACGCGCCAGGCGUGGAUGAAGAGACAGGUCCAGGGAGGGAAGUACCCUGGGCCAAGGUCACACAGCAGCUCAGGAGCACAACCAUGGACAGGGCCCAGGGCUCCUGAUGCACUCGCCGGGCUUCUGUGCCAGUGUCCUGUGCCCCACGCCCCACCCUGCUUCAGAAGAUUUUAAGUCCUGACAGAGCCUUGUGGAGGCCCGUCUUGGCAGGCUCCCGGGAUUCGAAGCCAUUAGAGCCCACAUGGAAUCCAGUGCCCCUUGUCCGGCUGCUGCACCCUUGGUGAAGAGACAGUUCCAUGUUCUCGUGGGUGUCACUGGGAGUGUUGCCGCCCUGAAGUUGCCUCUUCUGGUGUCUAGGCUUUUGGACAUUCCUGACCUGGAAGUAGCAGUGGUCACAACUGAGAGAGCCAAACACUUCUACAGCCCCCAGGACGUUCCUGUCACUCUCUACAGCGACGCUGAUGAAUGGGAGAUGUGGAGGUGCCGAUCGGACCCCGUUCUCCACAUUGACCUGCGGAGGUGGGCGGACCUCAUGCUGGUGGCUCCCCUCGAUGCCAACACCCUGGGGAAGGUAGCCAGUGGCAUAUGUGACAACUUGCUUACCUGUGUCAUCCGGGCUUGGGACUGCCGCAAGCCCCUGCUCUUCUGCCCAGCGAUGAACACUGUCAUGUGGGAGCACCCCAUCACCGCGCAGCAGGUGGGCCAGCUCAAGGCCUUCGGCUAUGUCGAGAUACCUUGUGUGGCCAAGAAGUUGGUGUGUGGAGACCAAGGUGGGCAUCUGGCCAGGCUCAUAGCCCAUCCCCACAGCCCAGGGUCACAGAAGGGCCCAGCUCUGGGGUCCGAUCCGGGUCUGCAUCCCAGCCUUUUUGACCUCAGGCAAAACCGUUCUCUGGGCUCUGUUUUCUCGUCUGGGAAAUGGAAGUCAUAAUUCCUCUCAGAGAUGGUAGGAUUAAACGAGAUAGUGUACGUCAAGUGACUGGUGUCCCUGGCACUCAGCCCGUGUACAGUUCAUGAUGGCUGCUGUGACCGUUCCUGGGGCCUGACCUGGGGGUGCCUCGGGAGGGAUUUGAUGGGUCUGGCUCCUGCUGACAUGGUCCUGGCCUUCAAGGCUCAGUUGAGCUUUGGGUGGAGCACUCAGGGGAGCAUUGAGCAGGGUGGGUGAGGGCUGGGCCCCUGCCUCAGUCUGCAGGCCACAGCAGAACCUUGCUCCCUAGGUCUAGGGGCCAUGGCUGAGGUGAGCACCAUUGUGGACAAAGUGAAAGAAGUCCUCUUCCAGUGUGGUGGCUCUCAGCAGAGUUGAACCCAGGAUUUCUGUCGUGUGUGUCCCUCUGCACUCAGCGUGUUUUCAGGCCAAGUCUAUGAGGAAGGUGGACUUUGGCAAAAUAACGGUGAAGACUUCUGCAUUUACUGGGGAGGGGUCUGGCCUGGGCCUGCUCCAGAGCCUCCCUGGGGCCUGACUUGCCUCAGGUUCAAUAAGACCAAAGGCCCAGGUCCCAACUUCUUUCCAGCUAAGAGAUGCCUGCUUUCCAGAACCCUCCUCACCUUUCCCUGGGAUUGGCACAGCAGGCUGCUGUAUGUCCCUGUGCUCUGGGAGGGGGACUGAGGGAUGACAGAGAAACCUUGAUUCUCCCUGGUGCCUGGGAGCCGCUUCAGCUCCUUGGUGGGCUGCCCGGACACCGUGCAGGGUCAGAGAAGCCUGUGACUGGCAAGACGCCGGGAUUCUCUGUAGACCGUGCUGGGAGAUCGAGGGCGCUGGGGAAUAAGGGAGCACUGGCGAAUAAAGAAGAGUGACUUUUAGGA